This is a messenger RNA of Paramecium tetraurelia, 972 nucleotides long. RefSeq lists its product as uncharacterized. Lineage: Eukaryota; Ciliophora; Oligohymenophorea; Peniculida; Parameciidae. The record is from RefSeq and is a predicted model, not a curated record. The transcript has 2 exons.
CAUAGAUGUCUUGAUUAAUGAAUAAAUAAUAAAAAUAAUCAACAAAACUAGUAUGUCUACAUUUGAGAAAGUAAUCCAGAAAUAAAGAAAAUUAAACAAAUAAUUUGAGUUCACACACAAUUCAACAGAAUCACAUUCAAAUGCAUCAUUCUUCGAUGAAGAGAGGAGUUAAGAUUUUUCUGAUAGUGACAUCUCUUAUUUAGAUAAUACAGAAAUGUCUUCGAAUUGCACAGAUGAUUCCAAUAUACCACCUUAAAGCUAAGACAAUAUUGCAAAUUUCAAUAGUAUGCCUUUGUAAGAUGUGGCUCCGAUGAAAGCAAGGUCUGCCAACUAAAGAAUUGUAUAUCUCAUGAAAGGGAUUAACAAUAACAAUUCUUAAACUGGCAAGGGCAUUGCCAUUCACGUGCUUGGACAAGGAUCCAUAGGUAAAUUGAAUAAGAAAGGGAAGAAAUUAGAAAAAUGCAAUAAAAAAUAAAUUCAGAAUCUUAAUAAUCAAAUUAAUAUAAAUAAUAAUAAUUUAUAGGAUUAACAAUCACAACAAUCACCAUCUUCAAAUUUUAAUUCUAACUAAUAAUCUAUUUCUUAAUAGAAUAAAUAAACUUGUCAAAUUUAAAAGGUUAUACUAGCAUACCUUAUGGUAGAAAGUGAUGUAUUAAAAUAAGCUUAACAAAGAGCUUAAAAUUUUAUUGAAAAAUUCAUGCCAAAUAUUAACGAUAAAGAAUUAUAAGUCAAUAUUCAGGAAACCUAUAAAAUCAUGCUUCUCCCAGAUUAGAUUAUUCAGCAGCUUGCUUAAGUCUUAAGUGAAGAAGAACGCUUGCUACAUUUAAAUUUGUGUUUGCAUCGUCUUAAUUUAAAACAUAAUAAACAUCCAUUAGCUGCCAAAGCGGCAGAUAAGAUAACGAUGAAUUUAAAAUAGAGUUGUUGAAAAUGAAUUCGAAAGACAGGCAGGAAAAAUGAGGCUUAACAUUUGUA